Cucurbita moschata (crookneck pumpkin) is the source of this 783-nucleotide messenger RNA. RefSeq names its product homeobox-leucine zipper protein HAT5-like. NCBI's taxonomy places the organism in Eukaryota, Viridiplantae, Streptophyta, Magnoliopsida, Cucurbitales, Cucurbitaceae. The record is from RefSeq and is a predicted model, not a curated record. Gene Ontology annotation, biological process: positive regulation of DNA-templated transcription. Gene Ontology annotation, molecular function: sequence-specific DNA binding; DNA-binding transcription factor activity, RNA polymerase II-specific. Gene Ontology annotation, cellular component: nucleus. Bases 115 to 750 code for a protein of 211 amino acids. The transcript is spliced from 2 exons.
CAAGACUAAAUUUGUGAUUUAGUGUGUAUUUUAAACGUUGCGAAAAGACAAAUAUCUCCCUACCUCUCUCCCUCCCCACCAAUUUUUUUUGUCGCAAGUUUCUUUAGCAUUUGCAUGUUCUUCAUUUCUUCAACCAAGAAACCUUCUCCAUUUGACAAUCCCGGAUGCACCCAUUUCCCAGUUAUGAAUUCUGAUACUCCCCCUUCUCUUUCCAGCCCCAAUUCCUUCUCUUCCAUGGAAAAGAAAAGAAGGCUCACACCGGAUCAACUUCGGCUGCUCGAGACCAGCUUUGAUGUUCACAACAAGCUCGAACAUGACAGGAAGCUUCAAAUUGCAGAGGAGAUUGGCUUGCGGCCUCGCCAAGUUGCGGUUUGGUUCCAGAAUCGAAGGGCUCGAUCCAAGACCAAGAAAAUUGUGUUUGAUUAUGAUUCUUUGAAUUCUCAAUAUCAAAACCUCAAGAAUGAGUUUGACAGUCUUGUUAAGCUGAAUCAAGAACUGAAAACAGAGGUUGAUGAACUAAGAGAAAAAUGGGCUGCCAUUGAGAAGAUGAAGAACCCCUUUGAACCAGAUGAACUUGAAGCCAUGGAUUCAUCAGUUACAGAGCUACUUGGGGAAAGCUUCCUGCAAGAUGAAGAAGAUGAAUUAGGCUACUUGGGGAAGCUAGAAGAUGAACUUUCAGCUAAUGAAUUCAUGGAUUCGUUUGAUAUUUGUGCUUCUGGUCUUAUUGAUUUCAAGUAUGAUUCUCAGUGAACUGUUUGAUAAUAAAAGAUUGAAAGUGAUGAA